Molecule: messenger RNA, 1300 nt
Organism: Brassica napus (rape)
Lineage: Eukaryota; Viridiplantae; Streptophyta; Magnoliopsida; Brassicales; Brassicaceae
Product: secreted RxLR effector protein 161-like
Exons: 1
Coding region: 1-810 (269 amino acids)
Source: RefSeq, a predicted model, not a curated record
AUGGCCGAUUCUCACCCAUUGUCUAGCCCCAUGGUUGUGAGGUCUCUAGGCCUGGAGACGGAUCCGUUCGGUCCUAAGAAGGACGAUGAAGAAGUCCUUGGUCCCGAAGUUCCAUAUCUCAGUGCCAUAGGAGCUUUAAUGUAUCUGGCCAGCCACACUCGACCAGACAUAUACUUUGCCGUAAACCUACUGUCUAGGUUUAGCUCUUGUCCGACCCAAAGGCACUGGAACGGGAUUAAACAUAUUCUUCGUUACCUGCAAGGAACGAAAGACUUGGGUUUAUUUUAUACUAACCAAAGCAAAGAAGGUUUAGUUGGCUUUGCUGACGCAGGUUAUCUCUCGGAUCCACACAAUGUUCGAUCUCAGAUAGACUAUGUUUUUACACAUGGUGGUACGGCCAUAUCAUGGCGUUCCAUGAAGCAGACCAUCGCGGCCACAUCAUCCAACCAUUCGGAGAUCUUGGCUAUUCAUGAGGCCAGCCGCGAAUGUGUAUGGUUACGGUCCAUGACCAACCAUAUCCGAGUUGAUUGUGGGAUGACCGAAGGGAAAGACGCACCAACGAUCAUGUAUGAGGACAAUGCAGCAUGCAUUGCUCAGCUUAAGGACGGCUACAUCAAAGGAGACAGGACGAAGCACAUCUUGCCUAAGUUCUUCUCCACGCACAAGCUACAGAAAGCCGGCGAGGUCCAAGUAGUCCAAGUGCGUUCAAGUGACAACUCAGCUGAUCUAUUCACCAAGUCGCUUCCUACUUGCACGUUCAGAAAGCUCACGCAUCAGAUUGGGAUGCGUCGACUGAAAGACCUUCAGUGAGGUACAGAACAGGGGGAGUAAUACGUGUUGUACUCUUUUUCCUUCACCAUGGUUUUGUCCCAUUGGGUUUUCCUGGUAAGGUUUUAAUGAGGCAACAUCCAAAGCGUAUUACAAUCUCUGUAUGGAUAUGAAAUCCAAGGGGGAGUGUUAUAAACCAUAUUGUGGAUGUCCAUAACCGGCCCGGUUCCAUAACCGGCCUAUACUUAGAGAGAGAGAGGGAGUCGGCCGUGAGGAGAGAGAGUCGGCAGCUCCUUGCCUUUUCCUUCUUGGUUUAUGAUUUGUACUCUUUCCAUAUUUGUAUUUCUUUUUCUAGUCUUUCCAUUAUUCUAUGACGGUAUAAUUCCCUAUAUAUAAAGGGCUCCUUAUGUUUAAGAUUAAUAAGAAUAAGAAACUAUUCUCCUAAGUUUCACAACAGUCAUGAAGUUUUUCUUCGGUAAUGAUAUGCACUAGAUUGAAAAACAUUCAUUUUCAAAAAAAAAACGAGAAACUA